GGAAAAGGGACGCGGGAAAUGAGAACCUUUACACAUGGACCGUGACAUGAGGAAAACUGGCAGUAAAGGGCAAGGCGGUCUCUUCUGGCAGAUGAUGACACGAAGAAUCUUGGCGAAGUUAGACAUCCUGGAUAUGCAGGCGAAGAUCCUCCUGGACAGACAGGCGAAGAAAAACAGGCUUCAGAAUGAGGAGAGAGGAAAGACCUUGGUUAUACCCCUGACAUUUGACUUUCCUUUGGAGUUUGAAGAGGCCAUCAGUGCACCCACAGCUAAGACAGCAUCAAAGGUCACAGCAGAUAAGUCAUGUGACACUAAGAAAGCAAAAAAGUUUGUCCCCCUCAAAUGUGAACCUGAGCCUAUAAAAAGUGAUUUUGAAAAGUUCAAUUUGGGGCCACCUAUGGCUCUAUCAAAUAUAAAAAAUCCCGAAAUUCAACCUGAAAACAAAACCAGUAAAUCCCUGGAUUCCACUGGCCAUUUGGAAGAUUCUGGAAAUAGCAGAAGAAAAUGUCCUCCUCCAGUGAAUAAUUUAAGUACAGAAGAAAAUCAGUCAGCCACGGAUGAUCGGUUGAGUCAGUGUUGUCUGGCAAGAAAGAAAAGCUUGCCACCCCUGUGCUUUGAGGAUGAACUGAAAAAUCCAGAUGCCAAGGUCAUCCACGUGAGUCCAGCAAGGAGCACACCUCCUCAGGAGGAACAAAAUGACAGGAGUCCCAUAAUUUUCCAUGAUACACAAUAUAUACAAACAUUACUUUUGACAAAAAACAGCUUUUCUGCCUGUAUUUUGGAAAAUGAAAAAAUGUAUCCAUGUAAAAAGACAAAUUUUGUUUUAGAAAGAAAUUGCACAAUCCUUAAAUCUUUAAUUGAUGAUGAAUCCAUUACUCUUUCCAAACCCCAAAAAACAACGCCCACAACAAGGAGAAAAGAUGUACAAGCCAGAUCUUAUGAAAUGGGCCACCGAACUGUAAAAAGUAAACUAAAGAAGAAAACUAAGACUCAGACAUUAGAAAACAGAUCUUGGAGUACACUUCAUAAUUCCUCACAGACUUUUUCCAGCCUAACAAUAACAGCUGUGGACCACCUUGAUAAAAUUGUCACUCAGGAAAGAAGUAGGACAGAUGUCAAGUUUGGAAGAGUACUUUCUAUGGUGAAACCCAGAAGCCCGCACAAGUUAAGUGCCUUACCUCUCAAAAGUUAUUCAACGCUCUUAAAAAAUACACUUGAUGUACGUAAAUUAAAUAACGCAACACCACUGGAUGAUUUGUUACAUUUGCCAAAAGAAAAUUAAAUCACUCCCCAAAUGUUAUCUAUACAGCAGUAUUUGGGUAACGAGAAGCAAACAACCCCAAGUUCCACGACCACAGAAGUUCUAGUCCAAAUAGCAAUGUUCUAACGGGUGGUGUAAGAAAGAAAAGCAUGGAAAUUGGAGUUAAAAAUUGACAGUGAUCAACUGUCAGCAGCAGUCAGGCCGUCACCAUCACUCCUACAGUGCAGCCUGAUUCACAACCAAACAUGAUGCAGACAGACUGGAAAUUUCCUGCUGGAAGCUGAAUAACAACACCAAUAACCUUGUUCUAUAACUGUCCGUCAAAAAAAGAUGAAUACUGUUAACCAGAAAUGUGGAGGUAAUCACAUAACAGUAUUUUGUAGACUCC
Molecule: messenger RNA, 1649 nt
Organism: Fukomys damarensis (Damara mole-rat)
Lineage: Eukaryota; Metazoa; Chordata; Mammalia; Rodentia; Bathyergidae
Gene: CUNH1orf141
Product: chromosome unknown C1orf141 homolog
Exons: 7
Coding region: 35-1282 (415 amino acids)
Source: RefSeq, a predicted model, not a curated record